Molecule: messenger RNA, 996 nt
Organism: Triticum turgidum subsp. durum (durum wheat)
Lineage: Eukaryota; Viridiplantae; Streptophyta; Magnoliopsida; Poales; Poaceae
Source: the annotation of a GenBank genome assembly
AUGGAUGGGAUGGACUUCCUGGCCGGAAUGGGCAUGAACGAGGAUGAUCUUAUGACGAUGGUGUUUGAAAAGAAUGUCGCUGAGCUGAGAGAAGACACAUUUGAUGGUUCUGAGGAGGAAAGAAAAAUCUUUGAGGAGAUUUUCGGCUGCGGACAGAACACUUCUCAACCAGGCAUAGGCAAAACAUCUAUACCGCCAUCCGGCUCUGCCUCCAGCGGCAAGAUGGGCUACUGCCGCAUAGUGGAGUCCUUCACUCACGGCAACCUAUCGAGCUAUCAUGUCUUCGAUCACAGUGCUAGUCAACAGAUGCAGAACGCAAUGCCUUGCACAGAUCAUCAUGACAUGCCUUCUGAGCUCGUGGUACAGUCGACGCCACCUUCCGUUGAUCGGGUGUACACUCGCAGGGCGGUGACUCACAAUCACAGCAGCCACAGAGCAGAACUUUCCAGUGUCCUGGAUUUGGAGAGGGUUGACAUCACCAGCGUGAUCGCGCGGCGGCCUGGCGGCUGUGGCUUUGGAAUGCUCUGGAACCAUCUCCGGCUGCACGCGCAUCUUCUGAUGAUGGACGCCGGGUGGAAGAUCGAGGGCAAGGAGAGGGGGAACAAGAGCAAGAUCGAGGGCGAUAAGGAAAGGGGGAACAAGAUUAAGAUCGACCUCAUGUACGAGUCGCCCGACAAGCUCAUGCGCCUGGCUUCUCUUGCUAGGGCUUGGAAGUGCUUUGGUGAGUGGCUGCUGGUCCGCUCGUCCAUAGUUGAUGGAGAUGACUGUGGAAAGGAAUGGUCCAACAUGCACGACUUUCUGUGUGAUUUGAAGGACACGCUGCUGUGCUUGGAACACGAGGCCCGGCGCCCCGAGCAAUCCCUGUCUUUCAUGCACCAGUGGCGGCUGCUCGAUCCUUUCAUGGCGGUGGUUUGCAUCGAGAAGAAGGUCGCAGCGCUGCGGAAUGGAGUGCCAUUGAAGGCUGUGAACAGCACAGUCUACGGCCCUCAGUCAUAG